Molecule: messenger RNA, 753 nt
Organism: Macroventuria anomochaeta
Lineage: Eukaryota; Fungi; Ascomycota; Dothideomycetes; Pleosporales; Didymellaceae
Product: carbohydrate esterase family 3 protein
Exons: 2
Coding region: 1-753 (250 amino acids)
Molecular function (GO): phosphatidylcholine lysophospholipase A1 activity
Source: RefSeq, a predicted model, not a curated record
AUGGUUAAGCUCGGCGCUCUUGCCUUUGGGCUGCUCACUGUUGUGGCUCAAGUGAGCGCUCAACAGACAGUCAAGGUCAUGCCAUUCGGUGCUUCCAUAGUCAGCAGAUGUUGGCGCGCAAACCUCCAAGCCAAGCUCCGCAACGACAAAACCACAAACUUCGACUUCGUCGGCACACAAACCGGCACCUGCGGCGGCGUCUCAGUCGACCAAGACCACGAAGGGCACCCCGGCUCCCAAGCAACCGAGUACGCAGCAAAGGGCAAUCUGACCGUCUGGCUUAACGCCAACACGCCCGAUGUCAUCCUCAUGCUGCUCGGAACCAACGACGUGCUCAUCGGCAAGAAGUCCACCAGCGACAUUAUCAAAGCCUACGACGUCCUGGUUGGCCAGAUGAGGGCUAAGAAUCCUAAAAUGCGCAUCAUCUUCUCCAACCUGCUGCCACUGGACCCCAAGCGCUGGCCUCAAUCUGGUGUCGACGGGAUCGUGGAACUGAACACUGCGAUUCAGCAGUACGCACCGUCCAUAAGCACGCGUGACAGCCCUGUGGUAUUCGUGGACAAUUUCUCCGGCUUCGACGCCGUGGCCGACACGACGGAUGGCGAGCACCCGAACGAUUCUGGGAAUGAGAAGAUGGCGAGCAAGUUUUUUGCGCCGACGCGGGAUGCGAUUAAAGCUGUGAGUGCUGCGAAGACGAAGAGCAAGCGUGUGAGUGGGUUUUUGAGCCGCAGGCUGGCGUUGCUUGCGCAAUAG